Molecule: messenger RNA, 820 nt
Organism: Phaedon cochleariae (mustard beetle)
Lineage: Eukaryota; Metazoa; Arthropoda; Insecta; Coleoptera; Chrysomelidae
Source: the annotation of a GenBank genome assembly
AAAUCAAUUAAAACUAUCAAAAUCUUAACAUUUUAUAAACUCUAAACGAUAUGACAGCAAUAGAUCGUGUUAGAAUAUUAGUUCUAGGAGAUUCAGGAGUAGGAAAAACAUCUUUCGUGCAUUUAGCUGCUCAUAAUGAACCCUUGAGAUCCCCAAGUUGGACAGUAGGGUGCUCAGUGGAAGUGAAAUUGCAUGAAUAUAAAGAAGGCACCAAAGACCAGAAGACGUACUUCAUAGAAUUUUGGGAUAUAGGGGGUAGUCACAUUCACAGGAAUUCUAGAUCUGUCUUCUAUUACCCAUGCCAUGGGGCGAUUUUAGUCCAUGAUUUGACCAACCGUAAAUCAGAGAAGAACCUACACAAGUGGGUAAGAGAAAUAAGCAAGAGACAAAGAGAAAGAAAGGACUCAAACUCAUAUAUGUAUGUUCCUUACACCAGCAACUUGCUCUCAGAGGAUUUUGACCAGGAGAGUUCAUUUGGAAGUAGCUCUAUUCCCUUUCUAGUAAUAGGAACAAAAUUAAAUCAGGUUGAAGAUAGGAAAUCUCACACUGGGCACAUGGCUAGUCACUUGGGCUGUGAUGAGAUUGUCAUGGAUUGCCUUCAGACCAGAUAUUUAGCAGCUGGAACAUCAAAUGCAGUCAAGCUGUCUAGGUUUUAUGAUAAAGCCAUUGAGAUGAGGUCCAAAUUGCAUAAAGAUUCUUUCACAGAGAGACUGAAUGAUCCAAUUUCACCUAUAUUGUCUACAAAGUUUUAUUCUCCCCAUCAGGAUUGAUUAUUUAUUUUAAGUACACUUUUGUUGUAAUUGUUUUAUAUAACAUGCAA